Molecule: messenger RNA, 1032 nt
Organism: Penicillium samsonianum
Lineage: Eukaryota; Fungi; Ascomycota; Eurotiomycetes; Eurotiales; Aspergillaceae
Exons: 1
Coding region: 1-1032 (343 amino acids)
Cellular component (GO): mitochondrion
Molecular function (GO): amidinotransferase activity
Source: RefSeq, a predicted model, not a curated record
AUGAAUGGUCUCCCCUCAAGUCAGUUAUCGUGGGCCGAGCAGGGCAGGCAUGCUUUCCCAGCGCCCCCCCCUGAAAUGAUCGAAGCAACGAUGCCGUCGGCCCACGUGCCUCUAUUUAGGCCGCGAUCCCCGUUUGACAAGCUUCUGAUAGUCAAAGCGGAGGCAGAACUGAACUAUCUCGCUCGACUUCUCGAGUCUGAGGGUGUUCGGGUCUAUCGGCCGCCGGCAGGGAUCAACUGGCUAGACGUUGGUGGGUACACUGGUGCCAUGCCUCGUGACGGGCUUAUGAGCGUCAAGAAUACAUUGAUUGAAGCCUGUUUUGCCUGGAACUGCCGUGAUCGGGAGAUUGAAAUUGCCUUUACGCCGAUCCUUGACGAGCUGGCGCAGGACAGCGGUGUGACCAUCGUGCGGCGCCCUCCGCACUCCUUUGCCAACUCCUUGCUUGACGACUUCCCUCAGACUGGCGAUGCUGCCGGAAAUGCCACUAGUCAGUGGGUAAUCAACAACACCCGCCCUGCCUUUGAUACGGCGGACUUUAUGCGGUUUGGCAAGACUAUCCUCGGGCAGUUCAGCCACGUAACCAACCAGGCUGGUAUCGACUAUGUCCAGCAGCAUUUGCCUGGGGGGUAUAAAAUUGAAUUGCUUGAAGUUAACGACCCGAGCGCCAUGCACAUUGAUGCCACAAUCCUGCCGCUCCGCAAUGGACUAUUGGUUUACAACCCGACAAAGGUCACCGAGGCCGCGCUUCGCAAGCAUGAGGUUCUGGCGGAUUGGGAUCUCCGAGCCUACCCCUUUAUUCCAACUGAAUCAGAUGGUCCGCCGCUUUACAUGACCAGCCCAUGGUUAUGCCUCAAUGCUUUGGUUUUGGAUGGAAAAAGAGUCGUGGUCGAGGCUAGUGACCUCCAGACAACACAGCUGUAUGAAUCAUGGGGAAUGAAAUGUAUUCCAUGCCCCUUCAAACAUGUGAAUAGUAUUGGUGGCUCUUUUCACUGCGCAACAGUGGACUUAGUCAGGGACAAUGUUGAGAAGUGA